Numida meleagris (helmeted guineafowl) is the source of this 1127-nucleotide messenger RNA. RefSeq names its product chromosome 22 C1orf109 homolog (gene AIRIM). Bases 3 to 665 code for a protein of 220 amino acids. NCBI's taxonomy places the organism in Eukaryota, Metazoa, Chordata, Aves, Galliformes, Numididae. Gene Ontology annotation, cellular component: nucleus; cytoplasm. The record is from RefSeq and is a predicted model, not a curated record. The transcript is spliced from 4 exons.
AUAUGAUGACGCACAACUCAGCGACUGCUUCCGGGUCGGCGGCCGUCAUGGCGGCGAUGGUGGCAAUGGGGGCGGCCCUGCAGGAGUGGUCGGCGGCGGCGGAGCGGCAGGCCGCGGUCUGGCGGGCGGCUGUGGCCGCUUGUGCGCCGCUGUUGGCCUCGCUGGCCGGGUUGGCGGCGCAAAUGCGGGCGGCGCAGCGGUUAGCGUGGGGCGGAACGCCGCUGGGCGCCUUCAGCGAGCUGAGGGAGAGGCUGUGGCGGAAACAGCGCGGCGCGGCCGAGGCGCUGCUGGAGGAGCUCUGCGGGCGGCGGGAGGAGCUGCGCGCCGUGAAGGACGCGGUGGGGGCCGGAGCGGCCGCUGUGCUGCGGCUGUACGAGGAGCGUGCGGUGGAGCUGGGCCUGGCCGAGGUGCUGCGGCGCGGGCCGCGCUGCCCGUCGUUGGCUGACGCUCUGGAGGGACUGCAGGACGUGGAGCGCUACUACCGGCACCUGUACCUGGAGAUCGAGCUGUUCCUGUUGCUCAUCACCUGUGACAGUCUGGCAGAUAUGGAAGCCCUCCCACAGGCCUGGGAGAGGAUUUUGGAGCGCUAUGGGGAAGACACUGUUCAAGAUGCUUUUCUUAAGAUCUCUCUCUUUUUGGACAACCAGUGGCAGCUGCACUGCUAGCAAGGCUCCGGGUGGAGAACAGGCAGGACUGAUAAUGACCUGAUAAUGACUGAUAAUAAGCUUCUGUGAACAUGUGGUAUAUCCUGAGAUAACCCCUAAGAGGAAUAUGACUUGAGGCAAUAUUUAGAAGCUGGAUGAGUUGACCUCUGUAGGAAGUGCUUGGACUGUUCCGUUUUCAAGUGGAGAUGUAUUGUGUUUGAGGAAGAGGUUGAGCUGAACAAGUCAUGACAAUAGAAAGAAAUUAUCUUCGGCUGUGGAUGUUGUCCUUUUUCCUGCCACUGAUAUUUUGUAUGCUGAAAGAACUGUUGGAACUGAGUAACUUGCAAACAAAUGGUGAAGAGCACUGCGAAUACACGUAACAUGAGGCACAGCAGCUUGAUAAGACGUAUUUUUAGAUAGCAUCCUUUAAAUAGAAAAAGAUGGCAAAUCAGGAAUUAAAACCAGUUUGUACAUUGUCCUUUU